Messenger RNA from Cladophialophora yegresii CBS 114405, 1653 nucleotides. RefSeq lists its product as uncharacterized. The record is from RefSeq and is a predicted model, not a curated record. Gene Ontology annotation, cellular component: membrane. Lineage: Eukaryota; Fungi; Ascomycota; Eurotiomycetes; Chaetothyriales; Herpotrichiellaceae. Gene Ontology annotation, biological process: transmembrane transport; carbohydrate transport. Gene Ontology annotation, molecular function: carbohydrate:proton symporter activity. Bases 1 to 1653 code for a protein of 550 amino acids. The transcript has 4 exons.
AUGCCUGGCGAAGUUCGUGCCCUCUCCACCACGACGGACGUCAACCGGAUCGAGGCUCCGGUGACCUGGAAAGCCUACCUCAUCUGUGCCUUUGCAUCCUUUGGCGGUAUCUUCUUCGGCUACGACUCUGGGUACAUCAACGGUGUCAAUGGAAGCAAAGAAUUCAUCCGCAUCAUCGAGGGCCCCGACGCCUCCGCGCUCUCGUCUCCUCACCAGUCUCUGAUCGUGUCUAUCCUCUCUUGCGGUACCUUCUUUGGCGCUCUCAUCGCCGGUGAUGUCGCCGAUAUCAUUGGCCGCAAAUGGACUGUCAUCGCCGGCUGCGUCAUCUACAUGCUCGGUGUCCUUGUUCAGAUGAUCACCGGUCCAGGCCAUGGUCUUGGUGUCAUCGUCGCUGGUCGUUUGAUUGCCGGUCUCGGUGUCGGUUUUGAAAGCGCCGUGGUUAUUCUCUACAUGAGCGAAAUUUGUCCCAGAAAAGUUCGCGGCGCCCUCGUUGCCGGAUACCAGUUCUGCAUCACCAUCGGCCUCUUGCUGGCCUCCUGCGUCGACUAUGCGACUCAAAAUCGACCCGACACGGGCUCCUACCGCAUCCCGAUCGCUAUCCAAUUUGCCUGGGGUCUCAUCCUCGGCGGUGGUCUGCUCUUCCUCCCCGACUCUCCCCGAUACUUUGUCAAGAGAGGCAGAGUCGAGAAAGCUAUGCAAGCUCUGUCCCGACUCCGUGGUCAACCACAAGAGUCCGAGUAUAUUCAGGUCGAAAUUGCCGAGAUCAUCGCCAACGACGAGUAUGAGCGCGAGAUGAUUCCAUCUAGUGGCUGGUUCUCCAGCUGGGCCAACUGCUUCAAGGGAGGUCUUGGGCACCAAAAGUCCAACCUCCGGCGCACGAUCCUCGGUACCUCGCUGCAGAUGAUGCAACAAUGGACCGGUGUCAACUUCAUCUUCUACUACUCGACGCCGUUUCUCCAGGCAACAGGCGCCAUCAGCAACACCUUCUUGAUCUCCCUGAUCUUUACCUUGGUCAACGUGUGCUCCACCCCUAUCUCCUUCUACACAGUCGAGAAGUUCGGUCGUCGCCCUCUGCUCAUCUACGGUGCUCUCGGUAUGCUCAUUUGCCAGUUCCUGGUUGCCAUCAUCGGCGUUACCGUUGGUUUCAACCACGCCCACUUGGAUGCCGCUGGAAAUAGCAUCGCGAACAACAUCUCUGCCGUCAACGCCCAGAUCGCCUUUAUUGCGAUUUUCAUCUUUUUCUUCGCCUCGACAUGGGGACCUGGUGCCUGGAUCUUGAUCGGCGAGAUCUUCCCUCUUCCCAUUCGGUCCCGCGGUGUGGGUCUCUCCACUGCCUCCAACUGGCUCUGGAACACCAUUAUCGCUGUCAUUACCCCUUAUAUGGUCAACGAGGACCGCGGCAACCUAAAGUCUUCGGUCUUCUUUAUCUGGGGUGGUCUUUGCACCUGCGCCUUCAUCUACUCCGUCCUCCUCGUCCCCGAGACCAAGGGUCUUACUCUGGAACAGAUUGACAAGAUGAUGGAAGAAACCAGUCCCCGGACCUCUGCCAAGUGGAGACCGACUAAGACCUUUGCAGAGCAGAUGGGCAGCGAAGGUGGUGUCCUUAACAAGGAAAUUGUUGCCGACGUGGAAAGAAAAGGGUCCGUCUUCUAG